Molecule: messenger RNA, 2325 nt
Organism: Arachis stenosperma
Lineage: Eukaryota; Viridiplantae; Streptophyta; Magnoliopsida; Fabales; Fabaceae
Product: protein CHUP1, chloroplastic
Exons: 6
Coding region: 117-2066 (649 amino acids)
Biological process (GO): chloroplast organization
Cellular component (GO): chloroplast outer membrane
Source: RefSeq, a predicted model, not a curated record
UUCUCCCACUUUUACACCAUUCCCCUUCUCCAAUUCUCACAAGCCUAUGAGAUUCAAAACCAUAAAACCCAAAUCAUAAAGAAAAAUAAAGCCUCCCAAAUUAUUUCCUGCCAAAAAUGGUCGCCGGUAAGGUAAGGGUUGCAAUGGGGUUCCAGAAGUCAUCGUCGCCGUCACCGUCGCCCACCAAUCAGACUCCUCCGCCGCAGAAGAAGCAACCUCCUCCUCCUCCCUCGUCCACGACCACCUCCUCCGGCAAAUCCUCCUCCCACAAGUCCUCAUUCUCUCGCUCUUUUGGCGCCUACUUCCCACGCUCCUCCGCACAGGUCCAACCCCGCCCGCCGGAUGUGGCGGAGCUUCUCCGCCUAGUGGAGUCGCUCCGGGAGAGCGAGUCUCGACUGAAGACGGAGCUUCUCGAACACAAGCUCCUGAAGGAGUCCCUUGCCAUUGUCCCGGUUCUCGAGAACGAGCUCGUGGCGAGGGACACCGAGGUUGAACGGAGCAAGAAGAGAGUGCAGGAGCUAGAAGAAGAAAACGAGAAGCUCAAGAGCGAGUUGCGGGAACUGAAGCUAAGAAUGGAAGAAGAAAAGAAGAAGAGCGAUAAGAGAACGAAGGCGCUGGAGGAUGAGAUUGCGGAGCUGAAGAAAACGACGUCGUUUGAUAGUGGUAGCGCUAGCUGCAGUAGCCACAGAGCGACAUUGGAGAGUGACGAACACUCUUCCUCUUCGCAGAGGUUCCUUGAGGUUUCUGUAAGGCCGAACCUCUUGAAGAGCUUGAAGCGAACCACGUCGUCGGAUCAUGGAUUCGGCAUUCAGAAGCAUUUUGACGGUUCAGAUUUGAAAAGAGAAGUAGCAGAAAUUACUGAAAGGCCACCUCACUCGCGUUGUAACUCGGAGGAACUCGCCGAUUCUACUGACUCGGUUCUCGCUACGGCUGUCAGAUCUCGCGAGCCUCGAGUUCCCAAACCGCCGCCCAAACCAUCUUCUUCGUCGCCGGCUUCCCCGUCGGGUUCUUCCCUUGAAGAUAACGGCAAUGGUGAAAUUGAGAAGUCGAUUCCGCAACCACCACCGCCGCCUCCUCCACCACCGCCGCUGAAGAUGGCACCUCCACCACCUCCCCCACCGCCAAAGGUGGCGGCUACAUGCAAGGCUACUGCUCCGCCGCCGCCUCCUCCUCCACCUAAAGUCGGACGUGCAGCCCCGGCGAAGGUGAGGAGAGUGCCGGAGGUGGUGGAGUUCUACCACUCUCUGAUGCGAAGGGACUCGCAAGCACGGCGAGAGCCAAGCUCUGGUGGUGGCGGUGGUUCAGCGGAGGUUCCGGCGACGGCUAAUGCCCGUGACAUGAUUGGAGAGAUCGAGAACCGUUCGACUCAUUUGCUGGCGAUAAAAACAGAUGUAGAAACGCAAGGAGAUUUUAUUAAAUACUUGAUCAAAGAGGUAGAGAGAGCAACAUUCACAAACAUUGAAGACGUGGUACCUUUCGUGAAAUGGCUUGAUGAUGAGCUAUCCUACUUGGUUGAUGAAAGAGCAGUGCUGAAACACUUCGAAUGGCCAGAGCAGAAGGCGGAUGCUCUGAGGGAGGCCGCGUUUGGCUUCUGUGAUCUGAAGAAGCUGGAAUCGGAGGCCUCGUCUUUCCAUGACGAUCCGCGCCAGCCUUGUGCUCCUGCCCUCAAGAAGAUGCAGGCCCUAUUCGAAAAAUUAGAACACGGGGUUUACAACAUCUCAAGAAUGAGAGAGUCCGCAACAAAGAGAUACAAACACUUCCAAAUACCUGUUGAUUGGAUGCUUGAUAGUGGCUAUGCCAGCCAGAUCAAGCUGGCAUCAGUAAAAUUGGCGAUGAAAUACAUGAAGAGAGUCUCUGCUGAGCUAGAGACAGUUGGUGGUGGUCCUGAAGAAGAAGAGCUCAUAGUUCAAGGAGUUAGAUUUGCGUUUCGAGUACAUCAGUUCGCUGGGGGCUUUGAUGUGGAGACAAUGAGGGCAUUUCAGGAAUUGAGGGACAAAGCGAGGUCAUGCCAUGUUCAAUGCCAUAGCCAGCAACAAAAAUUCUAUUGCCGGUCUACAACAUGUUAAAUGUUGGAGCAAACUCAGCUUCAACGGAAAUUUAGUAGCCCCCCCAUCAUGGUAUCUGUAAAGAUAGUGACAGUGUUUUAAUUUGUUUGUGAAUAGUGUAUGGCAAUAGUAUUAGCCAUCCUCAAUGUAGAUCACUUCCGUAAUAAUUCAUCAAUUCAUUGUUUACCAGCAACUUCCAUUACUUUGUUUUCACUGCAUAAUCCUGCAUUAUACACUGUACUCUGUAUAAUCCUGCAUUUUACGUCGAGACUAAUUGAGA